Messenger RNA from Penicillium oxalicum, 1425 nucleotides. RefSeq names its product RUS1 family protein. The coding region runs from base 1 to 1425 and encodes 474 amino acids. NCBI's taxonomy places the organism in Eukaryota, Fungi, Ascomycota, Eurotiomycetes, Eurotiales, Aspergillaceae. The record is from RefSeq and is a predicted model, not a curated record. The transcript is spliced from 4 exons.
AUGUCAAUGCAUCCUACUGCACACGUUGUCACAGACUUUGAACUGGUCGGUCUUCGAGGCCCUGCUCACCGGGUCGGUGUCGGUAACGCAGACGCUUCCCCAACUUCGGCCUUGCUCCUCCACAUCCUGCAAGAUACGUCGGGGCGUGUUGCAACCAUUCUCUUCGCCCACCGUGUCGGCACGGCUCUCGAGCCAGAAUGCAAAACCUAUCGACUCGCUGCAGACGUGUUCAACGACCUCGCCAUGAUCCUGGACUGUCUUUCGCCCAUGGUCCCGGCCGGUGUCAUGCGUGUGUCUAUCCUCAGUGCAGCAGGCGUUCUACGUGCACUUUGCGGUGUUGCAGGGGGCAGUUCCAAGGCUAGUCUGAGCGCGCACUUUGCCAAGUGGGGGAAUCUCGCGGAACUCAAUGCGAAAGACUCGUCUCAGGAGACUGUCAUCUCGUUGAUAGGCAUGCUGGUCGGCUCCGUGGUCGUCUCACACGUCACAGGAUUCACCACCACCUGGAUAGCUCUACUGGGUCUCCUCGCGCUGCAUCUCAGCAUGAACUACGCCGCCGUCCGAUCCGUACAAAUGACUAGUCUCAACCGACAACGAUCAAACAUCAUUUUCUCCGCGCUUUUCGAGUCGGAUCCCAAUCUGAGCCAAUCACUAGAUAAACGGCGCUCUUUGGGAAGUGACUCGGACAAGACGACUAUCCAGAGAAACUCUGAAUCUACCAGCACCUCUCCACGUCCAUCCCAGCUAUCACCACCACUACCACUACCGCACAAGAUCCUUACACCUGCACAAGUGGCCUCCCAAGAACGCAUCUUCCCCCGUGCAAACGCGCUUACAUGGACAUCCUCUCUUCCCACCGGAAACCAAGUCGCUAAGCUAGGAAGUGCAGAAAUUGGCAUUUCUCUCGCAGCCGUCUUGAAACAUGCCAACGGCUACGUCCCAGCGACUCCCAUCUCGCCCUCCAUCAACAUCAACCAGAAAGCUAGCACCGCCUUUUACAGCGCCAUCCCCAUGACACCAUUAUGCAAUCUGUUCGCAGACGAAAAGUACAUCCUUUUCCUCUACCCAGGCUCACGGUGGUAUCGAGACUCGUCCCCCAAGUGGCAUGCCUCGAUUCUUCUGAAAAAGGACUGCGCCGUGACAGAUCAGCUCAAGGGUUGGGCGCAUGCACUCCUCGCAGCUCGAGUCUUGUACAUGGGUUUUGAUCCGGAUGCUUCUUCGCUGGUGAAGGAAGUUUCAAACCAGACGGGCUCUCUGUCCGGAGUGGAGAUCAGUGAAAAAAUUCUUCGCUGUGUGGCGGAUACAUUGAAGGUUCUGAACGAGGGUGAUCGAUUUGAAGGGUAUUUGGCUGCGUUGCGGGCAAGUGGUUGGGAGCUGGAUGUGGGAGCUUUAGAGAUCAAAGGUGGGAAUAGGUUGAUCUUGGAUUGA